CGAAUUCGUCUAGAGUGUGGACGUGUGCUGUUGGCACACUUUAGUGCAAAAGAUUCAAAUACCGAAGAGAUCUACUGUUUUCGGACUGUGCUCAAAAAGAAGUUGAGGUGUGCCAUUUUCGUAGAAGCAAACAGUUGAUGCAAAAUGCCGCCCAACGCCCAACAAGGUGCCCAGUCCAUCACGGACUCGCUGAUCGCCGCGGCUAGUGCCGCUGCAGAUUCGGAAGUCAGUCCCAAGCUGCAGCAGGACUCCACCGGAGUGCUCUUCGAAUGCGAUGUGGAGACAACCGACGGAGGUCUCGCCAAGGACAUCACUGUGUUGAAGAAAGCCGAGCGACGCCGUCUGAAGCUCGUAUGGCGCAACAUCAUCGCCUUUGGAUACCUUCAUCUGGCGGCCCUGUACGGCGUCUAUCUCAUGGUUACCAGUGCCAAGUGGGCGACCAUAGGUUUCGCUCUCUUCUUAUAUUUGGUGUCUGGUCUGGGCAUUACUGCUGGUGCCCAUCGUCUCUGGGCGCAUAGAUCCUACAAGGCCAAGUGGCCCCUGCGCGUGAUUCUGGUCAUCUUCAACACUAUUGCCUUCCAAGAUGCCGCCUACCACUGGGCGCGCGACCAUCGUGUGCACCAUAAAUAUUCGGAGACUGAUGCCGAUCCUCACAACGCCACUCGUGGUUUCUUCUUCUCGCACGUCGGUUGGCUGUUGUGCAAGAAGCACCCGGAUGUGAAGGCCAAAGGCAAGGGAGUCGAUCUAUCUGAUCUCCGCGCCGAUAAGGUCCUCAUGUUCCAGAAAAAGUACUACAUGCUCCUGAUGCCCAUUGCCUGCUUCAUUAUUCCUACUUUGACGCCCAUGUAUUUCUGGGGUGAAUCUUUCAUGAACGCCUGGUUCGUGGCCACCAUGUUCCGCUGGUGCUUCAUCCUCAACGUAACCUGGUUGGUGAACAGUGCCGCCCACAAAUUCGGUGGACGGCCUUACGACAAGCUCAUCAACCCCUCGGAGAACCGCGCGGUGGCCCUCCUAGCCUUCGGCGAGGGUUGGCAUAACUACCACCACGUCUUCCCCUGGGACUACAAAACGGCCGAGCUUGGCGAUUACUCGCUAAACUACACCACCGCUUUCAUUGAUUUCUUUGCCAAGAUCGGCUGGGCCUACGACCUAAAAACAGUGUCCUCUGAUAUCAUUAAGAAGCGAGUUAAGCGCACCGGUGACGGCACUCACGCCACGUGGGGAUGGGGUGACGUAGACCAACCUAAGGAAGAAAUCGAAGAUGCUCUCAUCACAUACAAAAAGACCGAAUAGGCAGGCUGAGCUUAGCGCUAAUAAUGGGAGGGUAAAGCAGAAAAUCAAUCAUAUUAAAUGAAAAAAAAGUAACAGAAUUUUCCAUUUUGCACUUGUCCGUGGAACCAAUUUCCUAAAAAAGCAAAAUAAGCCCAUUUAAUUAAUUCUAAGAUAAAACGUUGAUUAUAACUGUUUGUUGUAUCUCGAAAACUUUAUACCGUCUGUGUUAAACCAGCUCUGGAAAUGUUUUUAUUUCGCUCUGGAAUUGCUUUUUAAAAGAGGCGCAAACUAACUUUGUAUUUAUACAUGCAUAUAAUUGCUUAAAACCUGGAUAUUGAUGUACAAUAGACGGCAAUUGGAGCUUUUCAUUCACUGUUAUCUCGAGGACACUUUGGUAUUUGAGAGAAACGUUCAGUUAAAAAAUCUUAAAAGUUACACAAAUAAUGGAGGAAAACUUUCCGUUUCAAUGAAAAAGAAAUACCUGCAAAUGAAAGAUUUUAGUAUUUAGCAUAAGCCAAAAAGACAAAAAGAAAUAUCAAGGAACUAAUAUAUAAAAUAUAUAAUAAACGAUCGAUGUUAGAAUACUAAAAGGCACCUUCACCUAUACAUAUGAUAUUUCUUUAAAUGUUAUUAAAUAAAAUGGGAAACGCCUCUGGGUUACAAAUCCCAGUAGACUUUUCUAUAACAUAAAAA
Drosophila ficusphila is the source of this 1965-nucleotide messenger RNA. RefSeq names its product acyl-CoA Delta-9 desaturase-like. Gene Ontology annotation, biological process: unsaturated fatty acid biosynthetic process. The coding region runs from base 145 to 1293 and encodes 382 amino acids. NCBI's taxonomy places the organism in Eukaryota, Metazoa, Arthropoda, Insecta, Diptera, Drosophilidae. The record is from RefSeq and is a predicted model, not a curated record. Gene Ontology annotation, molecular function: stearoyl-CoA 9-desaturase activity; iron ion binding. The transcript is spliced from 5 exons. Gene Ontology annotation, cellular component: endoplasmic reticulum membrane.